CCAUGCAAGCAAAUUGAAAAAUGGCGGACCAUAAUACCGGCAAAACCAGGGUGGAUGACGGCGGCUCUGGCGGCGGUGGCAGUGGGGAGGUCAAGUACCGCGGCGUCCGGAAGCGGCCGUGGGGGAAAUACGCGGCGGAGAUUCGGGACAUGACUAAGCCGGCGGGGGCGAGAGUUUGGCUGGGAACGUUCAACUCGGCGGAGGAGGCGGCGAGGGCUUAUGACAGGGCGGCUUACGCCACCCGCGGCCACCUCGCCAUCCUUAACUUCCCCGAAGAGUACAAUUUGCCCAGAACCUCCUCCCACUUCUACUCUGCUUCUUCUUCUUCUUCUUCUUCCGCCAUGGAAGCCGGCGGCAAGGAAGUGAUUGAGUUUGAGUGCUUGGACGAUAAGGUGCUGGAAGAUCUCCUCGACUACGAUCAAAAUCCCGGGAAGAAGAACAGAGGUUGAUUUCGAUGUGUACGAUGAUGAUAAUUAAUACGCUAAUUAUGUCUGCUAAUAACGAAUGCCGGUGCCGGCAUUUCACUGUUUGGGGAUGGAAUGUUAGUUGUGUUUGUUUUCACUCUUUUUCUGAAGAGUGUUUGGUCAAAUAAAUGCAUGCAAUCUCUUCCUUAGCAUUGCAGACUAAAUAAACUUGCAUGGAUAUGAUGCAUGCAUGGAAAUGAUGGAAUGGUUCAUCUUCAAAUAAUUGGUUCCACCCCCUAUGUAUGUAAAUAUAUGAAGUGUGGUUUUCAAUGGAGUGUGAUGUUUCA
Messenger RNA from Ipomoea nil (Japanese morning glory), 751 nucleotides. RefSeq names its product ethylene-responsive transcription factor ERF096-like. The coding region runs from base 21 to 449 and encodes 142 amino acids. The transcript has a single exon. Lineage: Eukaryota; Viridiplantae; Streptophyta; Magnoliopsida; Solanales; Convolvulaceae. The record is from RefSeq and is a predicted model, not a curated record. Gene Ontology annotation, molecular function: DNA-binding transcription factor activity; DNA binding. Gene Ontology annotation, biological process: ethylene-activated signaling pathway; regulation of DNA-templated transcription.